AGGUAGCAUUUUUACAAUCGCGUGCGCGACACGUGAUGCCUCAAUAUCAUGCCAAGGAUGAACCUCCCUAAACCCAGAAUUCAAAAAUCAUAAACCAUAGGCAUCGUCAAAACCCUAGGUAUGGAUCAUCAUCGUUCCUCAACGCUGUUGGACGAAGCCCUAGCUCUGGAUUGGACGCAGCCAAGAGUGAUCGUGAUCGAGGACUGCGUCGAAACCAAUGGCGCAUUCGUUCUUCAUCACGUCCUCAAGCGCUCUCUCGCUCUUCACACUUCUUCUACUUCUGCUGUGAUUUUCUUGGCUUUUUCUCAACCAUUUUCCCACUACGAUCGCAUCUUACGAAAAUUGGGUUGCAACUUAGUCACGCCAAAGGACAAUAAGAGAUUUGUUUUCUUUAACCUGCUUACACUGGAAUGUCCAGAUGGAGAUGAAGGAAAAACCAGCGGUGGACUUCCUUCAUUGUAUAGGGAAAUACAAAAGGUGAUUAUAGCCUUACAUGAAGAGAACCGAAAGAGCAUUACCAUAAUGAUAGAUGAUAUCUCUCUUAUGGAGGUGGCCGCUAAUGGUUCUACAAAUCAUGUCUUGGAUUUUCUGCAUUACUGCCACACUUUAACAUUGGAAUUUGGCUGUUUAUUAGUUACAGUUAAUCAUGGGGAUAUCUAUUCAAGCAUGGAACGACCUGCACUUCUUUUACAGAUGGAGUACCUUGCAGACAUUCUGAUAAAGGCAGAACCUCUCUCCACUGGUUUGGCAACUGAUGUGCAUGGACAGUUGACUGUUCUGAACAAGGGAAUUUGUGAGGGGCAGGGGAACUCGAGGAACAGGACACAUAAUUUCCAUUUCAAGGUUAAGGAAAAUAGUGUUGAAUGCUUUUAUCCAGGGACUCGGACUUGAAGAGAUAUGGCUUUAUAUUCUAAGAAAAUGUAAGUGUAGAAUAGAAGAUGUUAAUUGGGGUUUCCAUUUGUGGCGACAUAGUUGAUAGUUCCCAACUCUGGAGGUGGAAAAAGCUUUUUGGUUACCACGGCUCUGCAAAUAGGCUGUUUUAUCCAUUUUAUUUGGAGAAAGCUCUCUCUUGGAUUUGGAAUGUCCUGUACUAAUGGGAACAUACAAAAGUAAAAGAAGGGAUGCGGUUCUUCUUUUGAUCCUUCUGGUUAUCCAUGUUCUGCAAAGCUCCCUCUGCCAAGGAGUGCCCUGUACUGAUAGAAACAAUACAAAGAGAAGAUGGAAUUUCCCUCUUGGUUUUUUGUGUUCCUCUUUCUUUUCCUGAAAGAGAAGACAUUACCCCAAUUCCAUGGAUGCAUAUUUGUUCCUCCUAAACAGCCCUCAGGGACUCUGUUUUUGGUACAGGGUUUUCAUGCUACCUACCAGUAUUAUAUAGGUCAUUGGUUAUUUGAGGUAAAGAACAUUGCAAACAUCGUUGCCGUUUGUGUUUCUGACUCAUGUUUGGAAUUCUUAAGGGGUUCUUCUCCGGUCACCUACUCCUAUAUUUUCCUUGGAAUUUAUUGAUCCUCAUUAAUAUCUUAGGGUUUUGAA
Molecule: messenger RNA, 1530 nt
Organism: Vitis vinifera (wine grape)
Lineage: Eukaryota; Viridiplantae; Streptophyta; Magnoliopsida; Vitales; Vitaceae
Product: elongator complex protein 6
Exons: 5
Coding region: 121-891 (256 amino acids)
Biological process (GO): tRNA wobble uridine modification
Cellular component (GO): elongator holoenzyme complex
Source: RefSeq, a predicted model, not a curated record